GUCAAACAUAGAGGCAAAAGUAUGAUUUACCCAUUUUAUUUGGGAAUCUCAAAGAUGCUCUCUAACGAUGGAUCAACUUCUUCGCUUCGAUCUCACACCCAGUAGCUGACGCAAAGCCUCUGCAAGUUCCAUCAUCUUCUCGUCAAAUUUGACUCCAAAACAAAUAGAUUACUAGGAUGAACACUGACUCACUUCGUCGAGCCAUUGGGGCCAUCAGUGUCCAGGGAUUUGGCAAUGAUUUUAGAUAUUGUAAUGGAAUUGGGAAUUCUGAUGUGAGAUUAUUUUCAAAGGCCUUAAGGAUCAAUUCAAGAUUGUUGAGAAAUGGAAUUUUUAGCUCAACCCGGUUUACAAUCAAGGCAUCACCAAUUCAUUCUGCAAAUUUAGAUCCAAUUGUGGCCUCCUCACAUGGCACUGCUGACGAUCCAGGGAAGAUUUCAAAUGAGUCUACUCUGAUCUUGAUUCGACAUGGUGAGUCAUUGUGGAAUGAGAUGAACCUGUUCUCUGGUUGUGUUGAUGUGCCAUUGACCAAGAAAGGCAUAGAAGAAGCAAUUGAAGCGGGUAAAAGGAUUAGCUAUAUACCUGUUGACAUUAUUUUCACAUCUGCAUUGGUUCGUGCUCAAAUGACUGCUAUGCUGGCCCUGACUCAACACCGGUGCAAUAAGGACUCAAACUUGCAUUCUUUGACAUGGAGGCAAGCAUUUGACCUACUAGACCAUGUGCCCAUAAUUAUACAUGACGAGAGUGAAGAGUCCAAAAUGUGGAGUCAAAUUCAUAGUGAAGAGACCAAGAAGCAAUCCAUUCCAGUUGUGAAAGCUUGGCAACUAAAUGAAAGAAUGUAUGGGGAGUUACAGGGUCUUAAUAAACAAGAGACAGCUGAAAAAUAUGGAAAGCAGAAAGUCCAUGAAUGGCGUAGAAGUUAUGGGACAUGCCCCCCCAAUGGUGAAAGCUUGCAAAUGUGUUCUCAAAGAGCUGUUGCUUAUUUCAGAAAGCAUAUUGAACCCCAACUUUUUGCGGGAAAGCAUGUGAUGGUUGCUGCCCAUGCAAAUUCACUGAGGGCCAUUAUUAUGUAUCUUGACAAAUUAACUACACAGGAGGUAAUUAACUUAGAACUGUCAAAUGGAGUACCAAUGCUAUACAUUUAUAAAGAGGGAAAAUUUAUCAGGAGGGGAAGUCCUCUAGGUUCAACAGAGGCUGGUGUAUAUGCUUAUACCUGGGAUUUGGCCCUUUACAGGCAUAAAUUAGGUGAAAUGUCCAAUUAAAGUGUCAAAAGAAGAGGAACGGAGACUGUCGGAGGAGCCGGUAAUGGGCUUGCCGUGCUCAGGGACGAUGCCAUAGGCAAAGCCUUUUGCUUUGCAAUCCUCCAUGAUAUCUUCCAUGAUCUUGAUCAUGUACUUGAGAAUGGCAACUUGGGCUGUGGACAUCUUUUUCCGGCGGGAUUGAUCUUGUUUGGGCUCGGAGGAGGAUGACUCAGGCUUGGGCUCUCUUGUGGUUCGUUGCUGGGACUUGAGCUUAUCUACGCACAUGCGGUCCUUCAACAUGCGCUUCUUGAGCUCAUUGUAGCCAGUCUCUUCGCCUUCAUAGUAGUCAGUCUUCUUCUUCUUCAUCAUCAACGUCACAGGGGCUUUGCGGAUCAAUUUCUCCGUGGAACUUCAUCAUGAUUGCUCUGAAACCUUGAUAUAUGUUGGUGAUCAAAUUUAACCAUAUGUAGGUGAUAUGUGUUUGUAUACAAUAUAUACAUAUUGAAGAAACAAGAAUGGCGGUGGAAGUGGAAGGUGAAGAAGGCUUGAAAACAAACUGAGCAUUCAAGAGGGUGGAGGGUGAUUUUGUAUUGCAUUAAUUAAUGGAAGUAUGGGAGGGGGGAGGGGUGGUGAGGAGUGACAAUGGAGGAAUUUGAGGAAUUGGUUGCAGGCGUUGAGCAGAGCAAUGGCUGGAGAGAGAGAGAGAGAGAGAGAGAGAGAGAGAGAGAAGAUGGUAAAGUGGUGCAAUUUAGCCUGAGAUUGCUAGCCUGCGUCAGGUUGCAUACUCACAUUGCAUGCAUGUUAGAGACAUGGUUAUGCUGUUUAUUUGUCCCAAUUAAAUUAUAACCCAAA
Molecule: messenger RNA, 2090 nt
Organism: Camellia sinensis
Lineage: Eukaryota; Viridiplantae; Streptophyta; Magnoliopsida; Ericales; Theaceae
Source: RefSeq, a predicted model, not a curated record